Bactrocera dorsalis (oriental fruit fly) is the source of this 971-nucleotide messenger RNA. RefSeq lists its product as uncharacterized. Lineage: Eukaryota; Metazoa; Arthropoda; Insecta; Diptera; Tephritidae. The transcript has 5 exons. The record is from RefSeq and is a predicted model, not a curated record. The coding region runs from base 166 to 675 and encodes 169 amino acids.
UACAUGUCAUUCGGCCAACAAAUACAAUAGAUAAACCGCAAGCAAUUCGUUGGAAAAAAGCUGUUGUCAAACCAACUGCUCGUCAUUUCAUUUCUAGACAACACAAGUCCAGUAUCUUUGUCGUUUUGUCCAUUUUUAAUUUUGUUCCACAUUUAAUUCGCAAGCAUGUUUCCCUCCACGGUCAAGAUAAAUGGUGAAGUUAGGAAUGUCAGGUGUUUUAUAACAGAUCCGGUAAACCACCAACACUUCAUCGACGUAGAAAGUGUUAUAAUGGAUCCCCCCAAGGAACCAGUACGCAGAGAAUUAAAUGACGCAAUUUUUGCACGAGUGAGGCAAUUUCCAGACAACAUCGUUGGUGCCACAUUAGAAGUUACUACCGGUCAAUACAGUUAUAUUUGGAAACCUGAUAUUGGGUGUUCUUCCGACUCUGAAUCCAUAAACACAUCAUGUAGUGAAGAAUCAAUAUUCGAAGAAGGAAAUCCAGCUAGAAAACGUUCGUUUAAUAACCGAAUAUUGUCGAUUGUGCAGAAAAUCGACGAGAGAGUAAGUGAAUUCCGUGCUGAAUUGGACAAUCAGCUAAGGGCUCUUCUUGACGAUAAUGAGAGGGGAAGGGCUUGGCAAGAUCGUUUAAAUACGGUUUUAACACUGCUUACCGAAGAAAUGGACCUACAUUGAGUUGCACAUGCAGACUACAAAUUAGCUUCACAAUUACUAAAUUUUUAAUUCACCUCACACAAGUGAACGGCACAUAUUCGCACUUAUUUUAUAUAUAUUUUUUUUUUAUUAAGCAUUCUUUAAUUACAACUUUUAAGUUUUAUUGUUUUCUGUAUAGCAAACAAUGUAAUUUUCAAAAUAUUACUUUUUCCCCAUUUUCAUUAUUUUGAUUUAUUUGCACUUUUUUGUUUGUAUUUUUUCUCCAUAUUAUUUGUAAUUGUUUAUACAGUAUGUGUGUAUUUAACUUGAACGACUUA